Molecule: messenger RNA, 1724 nt
Organism: Daphnia magna
Lineage: Eukaryota; Metazoa; Arthropoda; Branchiopoda; Diplostraca; Daphniidae
Product: deleted in malignant brain tumors 1 protein-like
Exons: 10
Coding region: 140-1660 (506 amino acids)
Biological process (GO): negative regulation of inflammatory response
Cellular component (GO): membrane
Source: RefSeq, a predicted model, not a curated record
CAUUAUUAAGAGCCCAGUAACAACCCGAUUGACUUGGAAGUAACUUUGUCUACUUGUCCUUUUCGUGGCUUGAAGUGACAACCAAUCCAAUUACUUAAACCUUCAAUUAUUUGUUAUAGUCUUUGAAUUACAUUAAAAGAUGCGAGCCACUCUAAUCUGUUGGCUUCUUUUGGCUAGUCUACUAGCGAACGUUGGAGCAAGAUCGCCCGUCUUACCAAAAUUCGAUGUUGACAUCAUAACCUCUUUAGAUAGCGAAGACGCUAAAGUUGAUCCAAAGUUGGUUCGCACUUUGCUUGAUAACAAUUUCGAAAGCGGAACUUUGAGCCCUUGGUACGAUGAAUCACCUGGUUACGUCAACUGGCGGGUUGAAAAUCUCGCAUCACCUUCGGAGGCGAAUUCCACGGCACCCAAACCGGCUACCGGCUCUCAAUAUGUGAGAGCGACGCGUAAUGCAGACUUGGCGUCCGGCCUUGCAAUCCUUCGUAGCCCAACUUUUACUGCUAGUCCUGGUGAUCGAGUUUCUUUCGAUUUCUGGAUCCGCUCUAAACGCCCAGAGGGGAAUAAUCUUGAGCUGGUCUGGGUGGUAGAUCGCACCGAACAACAACUGGUCAGCCUGUCGCAGUUUUCAACCUUGUCCAAUUAUGAAUGGCGAACACAAUCCGCUGUUAUACCAGUAGAUGUUCCUACCGAAGGCGUGUUGGUAUUUUAUGGCUACUGUGGAAGCAAUUACGAAGAUGCUGUUGCCAUUGAUAAUAUUUUCGUCGAGUCUUCAACUUACACCACCCAAGCACCUGCUUCAGACUGCAUAGUUUUGUCCGCGUCGUUCGGAACGUUCACAUCUCCGAAUUAUCCUUCAAGUUAUCCUGAAAACGCCAAUGUAUGCUGGUUGAUUACUGGUGCUUACAGUAUUACGCUGCAAUUUAAUAAUUUUGAAACUGAAACUGGAAAAGACACUCUGAAAAUUUAUUUGGGACCAACAAUAUCCUCAGAGCUUUUCGCCGACUUGAGUGGCUCAUAUAUACCAAAUCAAAUAACCAAGUACACUGAAUCAAUGUUGCUUGUGUUUACAAGUGAUUCAGCAAACAGUUAUGCAGGAUUCAGUAUCACCUACCAAAUAGUUCGACAAUCAACAACGUCCCCUUCUACAACUUCUUCUCCUCCUACAACAGAUCCUCCUACCACAACUCCUUAUACAACUCCUUAUACAAUUUCCAGUACCAAAGCUCCGACAUACGCUCCAAUUAUAUGCGAAACUACAACGGAAUUCCAAACUACAACGGGGUUCCCAACUACAACGGAAUUCCAAACUUCAACGGAACACUCCAGUUGUGGCGGUUUAAUUAGCGGGUACAGUGGCAUCAUCAAUUCACCAAACUAUCCAUACGAAUACGAAAACAAUCUUGAUUGCCGCUAUUUAAUUCAAGUGCCCUGUGGCUAUCGAGUGCGAUUGUACUUCAAUUCUUUUAACACAGAAUCGGGUUACGAUUUCGUUAAUGUUCAUGACGGACCAUCCACCAGCAACUACCUUAUUCUAAGGGCAUCUGGCACCACUCGACCUUCUACCGUAUAUUCGAGCUCAAAUGAAAUUCUGUUGCGAUUCACGACGGACAGCUCCGGGACCAGAUCAGGUUGGCAAGCAACAUUUGAAUACUACUACUAACAAACCUGACAAUAUUGUAACCGAAGCAAGAGUGAACAAUACACAAGGAUAGUUAUUAGUUAAA